AUAUGUUGUUUUUUUGUGCAAUCUUUUUUUUUUUUGAAACAUUGUGCAAUCUUAAUUACCUCCAAGUAAAAGAAAAAAAAAAGUUACGGUUCAGAUUCAUUUCUAGGUAGAUCUAGGGGUGUGCAUUUCUUUGUUUAUGAUAAGGUGGUUUUUUAUGCAUUUGAAGCCCCAUAAUAUAUGUGGCAAGGAAUCUAUUGUCUUUUUCUGUUUGGAAUUGAGCAGAAUAUACCGUUCCUUCAUUUGACUAAAAUGAUGAAGUUAGUUAAUAUCUAGAUUUGAAACAUGAAUUCCCAAGCUUUAAAAAUAAAACUUUUUUUAUGUCAAAAAAAUAAUAAUAAAAUGUUUCUAUUUAAAAAAAAAUUUGUAAUAUAUAUAUCUAUAGUCAUAAUUUUAAGAAGUUAUGAGAACGAAAAACACCACUAGCUAAAAAAGUCUUGAAUAUGUAAGCUAACAAAUUUCACAAAUUAAAGUGCAUGAUGAUGAAGAGCCAUACAUUCCUAAGGGUCAUUUUUCUUUUGAUGUUUCUUGGGUGGCUAACGGUUUGGAUCUUGUUGCCUACAAAGAUCUACAAAAACACAUGGACUCCCAAACUUGAAAACAACCUAAACUCUACAUACUUCAGAGAGCAAGGGCUAAAUCUGCUGCUUUUCACAUUCCCAAUGAUGUUCAUGGGAGCUUUGAGUUGUAUUUAUCUCCAUCUUCACAGGGAAAAAAUAACACAAAAGAUACCCUCCACAAGUGGCGCUCUAAAAAGAUGUUUAUGUUACCUAAGACGACCAUUCUUGGUGAUGUCUCCAAUUGGAAUUGUUACAUCUAUGGAGCUUAUUUUUGCAUUCAUGUUUGUUGCACUUUUGAUAUGGUCCCUUUCCAAUUACUUGCAUAUUAGUUUUGGUAGUCUUCAUAUGCACAAACAAGGCGAGAAAGUAUGGGAAGCAAAGUUGAGGAGUGUAUCUUUAAGACUUGGGUACAUAGGAAACAUAUGUUGGGCAUUUCUGUUCUUUCCAGUGACAAGAGGAUCUUCUAUUCUGCCUCUUGUUGGUCUCACAUCUGAAUCAAGCAUCAAAUACCAUAUUUGGCUUGGACAUUUAUCUAUGAUUCUUUUUGCUGCACAUACCACAGGUUUCAUUAUCUAUUGGGCCAUCACCAACCAAAUGGUUGAGAUGUUAGAGUGGAGCAAGACAUAUGUGUCAAAUGUAAGUGGAGAGAUUGCAAUUUUAAUAGCAUUAGCAAUGUGGAUAACAAGCAUUCCACGCAUAAGACGUAAGAUGUAUGAAGUAUUCUUCUACACUCACCAUCUCUACAUUCUCUAUAUCUUAUUCUAUGCUAUCCAUGUUGGUGUUGAAUACAUGUGCAUGAUUGCUCCUGGAAUUUUCCUAUUCCUCAUUGAUAGACAUCUUAGAUUCUUACAAUCUCGACAAAAUGCUCGUUUACUAUCAGCUCGUCUUUUACCUUGUGAUGCACUUGAACUCACCUUCUUCAAGAAUCCUAGUUUAUACUAUAACCCCACAAGCUUGGUGUUCAUAAAUGUUCCAAAGGUAUCCAAGCUGCAAUGGCACCCUUUUACAGUUUCAUCUAGUAGUAAUAUGGAGACUAAUUCUCUUAGUGUUAUCAUAAAAAAUUUGGGUAGCUGGUCAAACAAGCUUUAUAAGGAACUUUCUUCAACAACUUUGGAUCAUCUUAGUGUUUCAGUUGAAGGACCCUAUGGACCACAUACUUCACAAUUUCUAAGGCAUGAACAGAUUGUGAUGGUAAGUGGUGGAAGUGGCAUAACUCCUUUCAUAUCAAUAAUCAGAGAUCUCAUAUUUCAAAGCCAACAACAAGAAUUCCAACCUCCAAAACUCCUACUUGUUUGCAUUUUCAAAAACUAUGUUGAUCUAACGAUGUUAGAUCUUAUACUUCCUGCUUCUGGUUCAACAACUCAAAUCUCAAAACUUCAACUACAAAUUGAAGCUUACAUCACAAGAGAAAAAGAAGAACCACCAAGAGAUACUCAGAAACAUAUUCAAACAAUAUGGUUUAAACCAAAUCUCUUAGACUCUCCUAUCUCAGCUAUAUUAGGACCAAAUAACUGGUUAUGGCUUAGUGCUAUAAUCACAUCAUCAUUCAUCAUGUUUCUCUUCAUUUUAGGGAUCGUUACUCGUUACUAUAUUUAUCCAAUUGAAAGUAACUCAGGUGAAGUUUAUAAUUGGACAUUCAAGGUUAUGUGGUACAUGUUUAUACUUUGUGCAUGCAUAUGUUUAUGUUCUAGUGCAAUUUUUCUUUGGUGGAAGAGACAGGACACCUUCGAAAAUAAGCUAGUAAAGAAUGUAGAAGUUUCAACACCAACAAGAUCACCAGGGUCAUGGAUUUAUGGAUCAGAAAGAGAACUUGAAAGUCUUCCUCAUCAAUCUUUAGUGCAAGCUACCAAUGUACAUUUUGGUGCAAGACCUGAUCUCAAGAAAACUCUGUAUGAGUGUGAAGGCAAAGAUGUUGGAGUUAUGGUUUGUGGUCCAAGAAAAUUGAGACAUGAAGUUGCUAGAAUUUGUGCUUCUGGAUUGGCUGAUAAUCUUCACUUUGAAUCCAUCAGCUUUAAUUGGUGAUCUAUAAUGUAAUUUAGCAUCAAUAUACAUGUCAUAUGCUAUGCCCUAUGUUUAUUUUUGCUAAAAGAAAGAACAAUUUUUGCUCCCAUUCUUUCAUCAACUCUCAGAAGUUCAGGUUAAUCACAAACUUUAAACCCUUUUAGUGUUUCUUACCCAUGAUUU
Molecule: messenger RNA, 2741 nt
Organism: Trifolium pratense (red clover)
Lineage: Eukaryota; Viridiplantae; Streptophyta; Magnoliopsida; Fabales; Fabaceae
Product: ferric reduction oxidase 5-like
Exons: 9
Coding region: 474-2579 (701 amino acids)
Cellular component (GO): plasma membrane
Molecular function (GO): oxidoreductase activity
Source: RefSeq, a predicted model, not a curated record